CUUUGAUUAGGUGAAACUUAGGCGUUGUUUUUGAAUAGAAAUGAUACAGAACAAAAAAAAAAAAUUUCUUAACUCUUAUCUUAAUUUGCAAAAGAAAAAAAAGAAAGAAAAAAUAACAUAAAUUAUGGUGCAAAAGAUGAUGACAUAGGAGAUGCACAGAGACCAUCCAAUGAUAUAACUGUAUCUUACGCUAACCCUAAAGCCACGUGGCGAAUUACAAUUCCUUCUCAUUUUGCCUCGAAUGAUAAUCUUUUCGGCUCACCGGAGAGAGACACUCAGAAAGACUAUAGAGAGAGAGAGAGAGAAGAGGAAAUAAAGAAAAGAGUGUGAGAAGAGAGAGAAAGAUAAAUAAUGGAUCAAGAUGAGUGGUUGGGAACGCUAAGAUACGCCGGUAAGGCGCAGGAUAAAGUUUCCGUCGACGCUCUGAUGCUCCGGUACCGUCCUAUAGCUCCUAAGCCAACGAGUGGUCAGCCAUGUGGCGUGGGAGAUAUCAACAACAACAACAGUAGUGGCUCAUACGGUAUGAGCAAACGAACCAAACGCAAGUACGUUAGGGUUUCCAAGAAUAAUAAAACCACGUGUCGAGGGAAGAGCAGAUCUGACUUGUCUGAUGAUCGGGAACAGACCGGGGUCGUUACGUUGCAACUCUUGCCGGAAAAAUCAGAUCUUUCCGGUGAAUACUCGCCGUUGGAUCAGGAUAGUCUCGAUCCGACCGUGAAAACGAUAGUCGGAGAUGAGACACAAGAAACCAACACGUGGGGUACGUUUAACGGCGGUGUCAUGGCGGAGGUGGAGACUUGGGUGACGGUGGAGUCCGUCACGGGGGUUUCCGACGGUAGUUUGAGUUCCCAUGCGGUGGGGUUUACGGACGUGGAGAUCGUUGAUAAUCUUGGUAAGGACACGUGUCCAGCGUUCGUUUCGGAUGGUUCGAACCGUGUCGUGUGGGUCAACGAGGCUUACCGGAGGAAUGUUUCCGGUGAGGAUUCAUCGUCGUCGUUGGAUGUUGCGGUGUUGUUGGAGGCGGAGGAGGCGUCGGCAGCGAUGUAUUGUAACUACCGAGCUUUCACGUGUAGGGUGAGGAUGCAAUACACGUGGAAGGGAACAAAGUAUACCAAAACGGUGCCGUGUGAAGUGUGGAAAAUGGAGUUUGGUGGCUUUGCAUGGAGGCUAGACACAACAGCUGCUCUGACUCUCUGGCUUUGAUGGUGAUUGCUGCCUGAAACAAAGGGCUUAAUAUAAGAUGAGUAAGAAGGAAACAAAUGAUGCUAGCUAUUGUUGGAAGAAAGUGUGGAGAAGCUCCAAAAGCUUAAAUAUAUAGAACAUAUCGUAAUAAUGUCAUAUAUUUAUUGGCAAAGACUAAAUAAAAAGAUGCCAUUGUAUGGUUUCGUACCAAUCUUGGCUUCUUUAUAUUGUUUAGAUCGAUAAAUCUGUUU
Capsella rubella is the source of this 1433-nucleotide messenger RNA. RefSeq lists its product as uncharacterized. The transcript has 2 exons. Lineage: Eukaryota; Viridiplantae; Streptophyta; Magnoliopsida; Brassicales; Brassicaceae. Bases 352 to 1203 code for a protein of 283 amino acids. The record is from RefSeq and is a predicted model, not a curated record.